This is a messenger RNA of Vigna radiata var. radiata (mung bean), 903 nucleotides long. Its product is annotated as bifunctional protein FolD 1, mitochondrial. Gene Ontology annotation, molecular function: methylenetetrahydrofolate dehydrogenase (NADP+) activity; methenyltetrahydrofolate cyclohydrolase activity. The record is from RefSeq and is a predicted model, not a curated record. Gene Ontology annotation, biological process: tetrahydrofolate interconversion. Gene Ontology annotation, cellular component: cytosol. Lineage: Eukaryota; Viridiplantae; Streptophyta; Magnoliopsida; Fabales; Fabaceae.
ACGAUUCGCGAGUUAUCGCAUCACAGCGGAAUCCUUUGCUGUGAAGGGGCUUAUACCAGAAAAUCACAACAGCUCCCAACAGUUGGUCUGUGAGCAUCUAGAUGAGGAAAAGGUUCUGGAUGCUUUAUGUCUUGAGAAAGACGUCGAUGGUUUUCAUCCCGUUAAUAUGGGGAAUCUUGCCAUAAAUGGAAGGGAGCCACUGUUUACUCCUUGUACUCCAAAGGGCUGCAUUGAGUUAUUGAUCAGAUCAGGAGUCGAUAUAAUGGGGAAGAAAGCCGUAGUGAUCGGAAGAAGUAAUAUUGUUGGUUUGCCAACGUCCUUGUUAUUGCAGAGACACCAUGCAACAGUCACUGUUAUACAUCCCUUCACAGAAAACCCUGAACAGAUCACCUCAAAAGCUGAUAUUAUAGUUUCAGCUGCUGGAGUGCCUAAUUUGGUCCGUGGUAACUGGAUUAAGCCUGGUGCAACUGUGAUCGAUGUUGGUACUACUCCUGUUGAGGAUUCUGGCUGUGACGAUGGUUAUCGUCUCGUAGGCGACGUAUGCCAUGAAGAAGCCAUAAAAGUGGCAUCUGCUAUUACUCCUGUGCCUGGCGGGGUUGGGCCUAUGACAGUUGCAAUGCUACUAUGUAACACUCUAGUUUCUGCGAAGCGCAUGCUGAAUUUUAAUUGACCCUGCCUUUUUUCGAAGUGCUAUACUUCUUUCAAGGUCAUUUUCAGCAUGGAUCGAGUUUAAAAACAGGAAAUUCGUUUUACAAUUUUGUAAUUCAUAUUAUGUACGUGAUUGUCUAGAUUCUGUUAAAGAACCUUUGAUUCGGAUUGUUGCACGGUAGUUGGUCUUCUACAGUUUACUCGUCGGAACCAUAGGAUUUAUUUCAGUCAAAAUGUAUCAAUUGAAAUAUGUAA